This is a messenger RNA of Gallus gallus (chicken), 15556 nucleotides long. RefSeq names its product zinc finger BED-type containing 4 (gene ZBED4). Gene Ontology annotation, molecular function: DNA binding; protein dimerization activity. Bases 10610 to 14125 code for a protein of 1171 amino acids. The transcript is spliced from 3 exons. Lineage: Eukaryota; Metazoa; Chordata; Aves; Galliformes; Phasianidae. The record is from RefSeq and is a predicted model, not a curated record.
CGGCGCUGCUGCCGCCUGCUCCCGCGUCCGGCGUCCGCGGGCGGGCGAGCGGGCGCUGAAGGGGCCGCGCUGCCCGCGGCGGCGGGUACCCGGCGCUGGGUACGGGGCUGCUGCCGCCGCCGGGCACAGCGCAUUCGUGAGGCGCGGCGCAGGUCGCGGUCCGGCUGCGGGCUCGCCGCUCGGCUCCCCGGGCUCGGCAGCUCCCCUCCCCCCUCGGCACAAACAAUGCGGCUUCACCACAGCGCUGCGCCGACGGGGGGGGGAGGGAGAGGGAAGGGACGUGAGGGCGCCAGGCACCGCCCAGCCCCGCCGCUGCCGCCGCCGCUGCUGCCGCCGCCGGGCGGGGCCUGCGCCGCCGCUCCCCCCGUCCCCGCCCCUCCAUGGCGGAGCGCGGCGCGGGGCCUGGCGGAGGCACCGGGCGGCACGGGGCGGGAAGCGGCAGCGCUGCGCCUCAGGGGACGGGUUGGCAAUUCGCGGCCCAGGGCUGCGGGCAGGACUCGCGCUGGCGGCACCGGAGCGCCUCAGCGCAGGGGUAUUUAAACGACAGCAAACGGUGAAAGGAGGGAGAAGCAGGGCGGAGGUCAGGGCUGCAAAACCAGGUCUCCAAACUACGAGUAAUCGGUAUUUAUUAUUUCUUUGGGCAAAGUUCAAGCUCGAGCUUAGAAAAUUCGUUUCAGUCUGCUCUCAGGGGGUGUCUGGGUCAUACUUCUGCUUUUGGGUAACGAUAACAACCUUACAUUUUGGUCAAGUACAGUUGUGUCAUCUGUAGCUCUCCCUGCAAAGGCUGCCCUUUGUUAUUAUGUAUCAUUUUUAGGAGAACCAUUAUAGCCUUACUGGAGAUGUGAAGGAUUUUGCUGUGGGUGUCCCCAGGACAGCUGCACCCGCACGCUCAAAGAACCCCUUUUGAGCCAGCCAGGCCUGGGACCAACACUUGUGUUUGCCCAUCACACAGAACAGGUCCUGUGUGCAGUAGGAAAGAAAGCAGCAAAGAGUGGGUAUGGUCUUUGCUGCCCCUCUGUAGCGACCAUUACUGAAUGCCUCCUUCAGAAUAACCUCCUAACUCUUUCUCACCCUGUUUCUACCACUGCUGUUUGCCUCCCCCAGCAGCACUCAGUCCAACAGUAAAUUUAUGCCUAGAUCAGAAAUAGAAACACCUUUCAUUACUUACUUGUGGAAAGUCCAUCAAGGUCCAGAGAGCUUGCAUCACUUAUUUCAGGAAAUUCUGUACAAUAGGCAGCAUCAGUAUCUUCCAACUCAUUUUUCCCUAUCAGGCACCAUCCACUGGGCUGAUCUCUAGCAAAGCAGGAGCUUACAGCAGCCAACAUUUGAGUACUGCACUCAACCUAGAUAAAAUUUUUAGGAUCAAACUGACCCAGUAACUUCAAUUGCUCAAUUAAAAAAAAAAAAAAAAAAAAACACAACCAAAAAACCCACAAAGACUGGAUAAACUGUAUAGGUCAUCUGGUUGUUUGUGUACUGCUUUUAAGGAAUUGCUCUCUGGUUAUGUCACUUACAUACCACCAGUCUCAGAAAUUUUACAGCACAUCAGUUGAAAUGAGUGAAGUUGCAGUGGAAUUCAGCUUGAAAUACUAAAUAGGAAGCAGUGCUCUAAAUCGUAUAUGUUAGUGCACAGUCCAGUUGUAAAAAUGACUAGAAAUGAUAAAUACUGUCAAGAAGCUAAUAAUAAGUAUAAUAAAACUCCAUCUAUGAUAGAAAACAUGUUUUUUUCAUCUUUUAAGUGAUAAUCCAUAUGUGUAUCUGUCCUGCAGCUGUACAAAUGCUUUACAACUGGAGACAAGCUUUCCACAGAGCUUGAUGGCAUCCAUACUCUCCCUAUGUCUGAUGCACAAGUCAGUCUGGCACUCUUCCAGUUUCUUUUUUCUGCCAGGUAUAUUACAGCAUUCCAUAGCUGCACAUCCCUUCAAUAAGACAGCGUUCCAUACAUGUAUUUGUUCCAUUUAACUAUCCUUCCGCUGUCUGACCUUACGCUUUAUUCUCCAGUAUUCUAUUUAUGUGACUUUCUUGAGAUUUGUCUUCCAGCUCUCCCUGUUCUAUACGUAGGGCAUGUUUGGUAACCAUAAGGUGUCAUGUCUGAAACUUCAUGCUGAUAAAACCAGGAAGCAGUACUUCCAAAAUCAUUUCAUUAUAGAGGCAUCAUUGAUUCCCAUGACCUAUUGAUCAAGGACUUAUACCACAGCUUGCAUUGAUCAGAAUGAUGUGUUACAGUGCCAGGACUCGAUCUCCUAACAGAUCUGAAAUGAGAGGCUUCUAAUCUACUUUAGCAUAAUACAGAAAGGCCUCCAGGAUCCUGAGAUUCUCUUCAGUUUCAAAGGACUGCUGAACUUCAUUUCCUAGUGCCUGUGCUGAAGAUGGUAACUCCACCUCAAAUUAAUAACUUACAGGCAGGGUUCAUCACUGCUCUUGAUACUCUUAAUUAUCCUCAGGAAUGAGUGAGGUAUGAGAACUUCUCCUAUAGACCAUCUAGGCUCUUACACAGAAUGCACGUAAUCUUGAUACACUGCUUCACAGCAACAGCACAAAGAUCCUAACAAGCCUGACAUGAACCACCUCUCACUGACAUUAGAGCCUACCAGAUCAGGAUCCUCAAUGUUAAAUACCAGUAGGUUAGCUCAUAUUCUUUCAAAAUGCAACAAUGCACAGUAUUAUCUGGUAUAUUUGACAAGUCCUGAGCACAUACUUCUAUAAUCUCAAAGAUUUGUUUCCCUGCCUGCUCCAUCUCACUAGUGAUAUGUAGUGCCUCAAAAUAGUAUUCAUUCCAUUUUUGGAAAAGGAGGAAACAACUUUAACGGGAUGCCACAUAAUUUCAAGCAAAAAGAUAAAGGUUCAGAGAGCAGGAAGACCCUCACAGCCUUUCUUUGGCACUAGCUCAGUGAGUCUGUGGUUUUGGUCCUACUCCAUCACAGUCUUCACACCCCUGCUUGGCAGCAUCAGGUUUUGAUUCAAGUUGCCACUGCUGACUUGCUCUGUGAGAAAGAUUUUCACAGAUAGAAUAUCUUCUGCUUACCAGCUUUCACCUGUGCUAGUUAACAAAUUCUCAAGAGAAAUAUUUCAAGUGAAGGAAUCACAUAAACAUAAAGGCUGUUCAUCUCAUAAACAUAAAGGCUUUGUCAUCCUCUUCUCUUGCAGAAUCAAGUUUUGAGACAUUGCUACACUGAUCAAGUAUAUCACCUGCAGAGUAACAUCUUUGUACCAGAUUAAAAGAGACCAACUCAGGCUUGCCGCUGCACUUAAAUCUUGGCAGUGGUACUAUUCUUCACUGGAUAGAACUCGACUCUAUACUCCCUUCCCUGUAUAAACAGCAGGCUGCUAAAAUGAAAAAAAAAAAAAGAGCCGGAUUCCACUCCACGUAUUCUUUAGAACCUGCAAGAAUCUUGAAAUAGAUUUUGGACUGCCAUAACAUAUGUGUGUGGGUCCUCAUCCUAUCAUGACAAUUCUGCCUAACGUUUCUAAGACUUGCAACAGCUAUGAAUAAUUCUGCAAACCAAACCAUCCAUAUAAAGCUUCCAAAGCCUGGCUUCCCCACCAUACGGUUUACUUUUCACACUCACCAAUACAUAAUUAAUAUUCUCCCUGGAAUACUGUCUAGUAAUAUACAACAUUACUAUGGUUCCUCAUAUCCUGCAGGGACAUCUUUUUCCAUUUCACUUACCUCAUUGGUUAUGGCACUGACAAAUUACUCAAGGAGCAUUACUGUGCAGGGCCAGCUGCUGUCAAAGAAAAGGUUGUUCCCAGACCUCAGAAGCCUGGAUAGCAUACACUGUGGAUAGGAUGCUCCACCGUAUUACAAGACAUGUUACAGCAACAAGCUGAUAAACCUACAUUUACCCUCAGUCUACGAAGUGGUACAGUUUCCCUGCAUCUCUGUUAGCUAAUCUUUGGGAACUACUCAACUGAAAGACAAAUCCAUGUAUCCUAUGCAUCACAUAUGUAUCCUAUCCAUCCACUAGGUAUCAAAAAUACUUCAGCAGAAAGACAUAUUUCUGUUUUGUACAAGAUCGAGUGGGAUUUAUGGUCAAAAGCCCUAGACGACAAUUCCAAAAAAAAGGAUGAACCUUUUAUCUUUAAAUAUGGAAGAAAAGCCUUGAGCCUUUUUACCACUAGAGGAUUAGUGAAUAUCUUCUCUGUUCUUUGACUAAGAAGAAGCAUGCCUUUUCUUUUUAAUUCCUUUGAUCCCAAAGACUCUGGACAUGUUUUGACAAAGGGUGAGUUAAGAUGAAAUAAUAUAGGUGUUCAUCUGUGUUCACUAACUUUUACAGAAAAAGUUUUUGUUUCUUUUGGCCUCACUAACUUAUGUUCUAUAUGCAUCAUCUUUCUCUUCCUUGGAAAGAAAGCGGUUCUUUAUAAAAUUGAUAAGGAGACCCUUUAUUUCUCCAGAAGAGUUCGGGGUGAUCUAAACUCUGAAAUGAAUUUCAAAACAGACUGCACUCUCUGUCAGUGCCUCUUACAGUACUGAUAAAAGACUGAGCCGUUUUAUCAUCUGAGCUCCACCAGAACUCAAGCUACAUCACUGCUUGCUAAUAGCUCUGUGACUUGCUAAGCAGUCCUGUGGAAUGUUAUCUACAGAUAAUACUUAAAGACCAUCUGACAGAGUGGUCUUUAGGCUGUACAGCUGCUAUGCAAAGGUCCUUACCUUGUUUCCAUUUAAGCAUUUGGACAGACUACAGCUUAGAGUCACCUACAGCAAGAAUAGGUUUGUAGCCUGUCACUUGCAAUGAGAACAAUAUGUUAAACAGUCUUUGGAGAGGCACAAUUGACAGGGAAACCUACUUUCUUCCUUCUUUAUCCUUCUGCUGUCUUGACUCCUUUAACAUCACAUACCUUUGGGAUUUUGCAGUUAUAAGGCUCUCUGCAAAAUGUGCUCAUAACCUUUGAAUGAUGGAAGGAAGAUGGGGCUUGAAUGCACUCCUGCAGACGCUGCAAAGAUGAGGAAAAAAAAAAAACAACAGUAUUAAGAUAUGUGUUAAAGCUUAUAUGUGUUACACUUCACAAAAAAUAAAUCAGAGUAAUUUCUAUUUUCACAGAAUGAUGCACCAAAAGCACAGGGCUUAUCCAUUUGCUUAUCCAUACAUUGUCUAAAUAGCAGAAUAGUAAUGUGCUCAGUGAAGACGAUACAACACAUGUAUCCUUCAUGAAUCAGGACAGAUAGCCAUAGAACUCACAUCAACCACAUUGCUGAAAUUUCAGGAUUGCUUUGAGGUAAAAUUGAGAGCAGGAGAAGAAAUACUGAAAGCUAUGAUGCUUUUUAAAGCUGAUUAUAAAAAACAAAAAGCACACAAAGAAAUCCCAACCUUUUGAGCAAAAUUCUUUGCACUCACAUAUAAUGAUACUGUUAUUUAUAAAAAAGCAGAUUGAACCCUAUACAAGAAAAUAUUAUUACUCCAUCUCUCCUGUCAUUCAUUGCCUUGUCAGCAUUAACUAUUCAACUCCUUGUGUUUACUGACUAUCACCUUCAAUAUAUUCUGUACAGUAACUUUGCCUGCAAAAGUCUUUUUAGGAAGUUAUCCUUGCCAAAUGGUAACUACCAUCCUAGUAACCCUUCAUAAACAGAUGAAGGACUUUCUCUUUUAGCCCCCUGAACUACCUCACUGCACAACCAGAUGAGCACAAUUUAAGCAAAUGUAUAUCAAAAAGCAGCAACAGAGAAGAAAAAAAAGUGCUUUGCAAACAAAGACAUGGCACAACGUAUUUCUCAAACCAAUCAUCAUUUUUGAUGCUUGUUCUCAUCAGAUUUGGGUUUUGGAAGAUUUUUCAUUUAACAUGAACUUGAGUAAAUUUAAGCAAGCACAGUCCAUGUAAACAGUAUGACUACAUACAUAUUCUUAAUUUCUCACAACCCUUUUCUACUCCCUGUUCCUCUCCUGCAUCUUGGAUUCAGUUUUUAUUCAAAGAAAGAAAUCUUGCUCACUGCCUCCAUCAAGUUUGAUAACUUAGAAACUUAAUUUAAGAAAUCCCUCAGAGUUACUUUAUUUCUAAUUUCUUGCUGUCAGUAUCAAACUCUUAACAUGUAACAAAGCACAAAUUUUGAGCACUGUUCCAAGUUAGGUCACUCAUGAAGGUAUACCUCCAAGAAAGAAUCCAGUGUUUACACUGAGUUAAUACUUCAGCUCUCUUAUAAUUAAAUUAAAACUCAAUCAGCAAUGAGACAAAUCCAGUCUUAAUUAGUUUACUACCUCUUCCUCAUUCAUUCUGGAAGACAGACCUGGUCUGCAGAUGAUUAAGACAGUAUGCAGUGGAGGAAGCAUUGCUGUGAGAAUCCCUAGUCAUUUACUGCUGAAGUAAUCCCAAAAUAGAUGAGCUCAUUCAGAAUUAAAGCCCUGUCUCCUCAGUUACGUGGGGAAGGGCUACAAAGCAAGGCAACAUCAAAAUCCAGGGAAGAAAAAAUGAAAAGUCAGUCAUGACUCAAUACAUGACAUACAUACAAACACUAACAAACAAGAAAAACAGCUCAUAGUUUCAGAAAAAAAAAAAAACAAAAAACAAAAAAAUCCAAAGAAAGAUAUGCCGUGUUCAGAGAAAUCUGAUACUUGUUUGUAUGAGAUAACAAACAAGCAAUAAUGAGCAGGUUUUCUUUGCCUUGUCUCAGACAUGGCUACCUUGGCCAGCACCUGAUGCAUCUUUCUAUUGUUCAUAGAGAUCUUCCAAAAUCACAUAUAUACAAAUCAGUCCUGGUAUAUAAUAUGGCCUCAUAUAGGAGAAUCUGAAGAUGCAAAAAAAACCAACACAAAACAAAAACCCACACCACAAAAGUAGGAUCUUCAACUGGAGCAUUCCUGAUAGAUGCAUUCCAGCAUCAUUCUCACCCCACACAAAGGCCAAGCAUAAAUAAGUCCUGUGAAUAUCCUGUCAUACAUACAACUCCUUGCCAAAAUUACAGACUUACAUUGCUGAUGUGCCAUUAAUCCAAGAUGAUAGAGAUUAGCCAGAUGUUUACAACAAAUUAGGUAAUUAACAGCAAAGCACAAAGGCAUCAUGGUUUUGGCAGUGAAUAUUGCUUAAAGUUGCCCAGAGCCACCGUGUAAUCGUUCACUCUUUCUUUUCUGAUUAUCCAGCUUGACAGCUUGGAUACGAUAAGUAUAGCCGAGUGCCCACUGAAGUUAAUGGAGUAUGUAUGGUAAAUAUAUAAGCACUCCCUUAUGUUAAGUGUUCUUAGAAACCAUACCCUUGUGAUACUAAAUUGGACUUCUGAAUUUAGUACUACUGAUCUUCAUCUUAAGGUUUUGAUUUUGAGUCACCACUGUCUACACAGAGUCCUGGAAGAGGAUGUAGUCUAUGCAAGCAAGCAAGCAAGCAAGCAAAUAAAUAAAUAAAUGUUUUCUUUAAUAUAUUAUCUCAGUGCUCAACUUAAGAAUUACAAUUUAGUAUGUUUUUUGUCUUAAUGAUUUCAUAUGGAAAAUGCAUCACUGAUAUAUAAGUUGUUUAUGAUGAAAUUAAAGGUUUGAGUGAUUUGGAUAUUAAAUAAGCUUAUGGAAACAAUUUUAGAGAUAAUUAUGCUAAAACAAGGUAACAGCAGCAAAAUGGUUAUUGCUCCCAACACUAGUAUAACGUGCUGGCAUACUGGUAAAGCGUCUCCAGUAGUAAACAAACUCAGGAAAACAGAACUACAUUAAUUUAUCAUUGCACUAUCAAUGUUAUCACUACUACCGUGGAUGAGAAACUCAAGAAUAGCUCAGUGGCUGGAGAGACUCUGGAACCACAGAAUACAAAGCUCUGUCUGCAGCAACUGAAUCUCUACAAUCAUCUCAUAACUUCUAACAAAAUAUUGACAGAGAAACAGAUACAUUUAAGGAAUAUUCAUGUUCUGUCACAGUAGAAGUGGACAUUAAGCUGUCAUGUAGUCACCAAAAAAUUUUAAGCUUUUAUUAUGGCUUCCCUUGUAUUGACAGUGACAAAGAGCUACUUACUUACGGUUACUGUAGUAACAUUUCCUUGUUUUCUGAACCUGUAACACCCAUUCUCUGGAGAAUCCACACAGCUUCUUUGAGAGCAUGCUCUUUGAUUUACGACAUUCCACAAAACAUAUCGGGGAGCUAGGUAUUCUGCAGUUUACUCCAGGGACUGAGAAAUGAAUUUCAGAUAUUCAUUUAAUACCAGAUCACUUUUAAUUCAUGUUGUGUUAAGUUAAAAGUGCAAAUAAAGACAUUUAUUCACAAUAUCUGAAACAGAAAAACUUACACAACAAAUAAAGGUGGAAAAAUACUCUGAUGUUAAAGAAGAAUUUUAGUUACUUACUGUCAAGAUGCCUCGCACAGACUUUAAUAUCUACCUUGUCAAUGGAUCACCUUUUCUUGCACAUUUACACCUGACUGCAUGCUUUAUGGAGAAUCCGCAGCCUCAGACUAGCACUACAGCACUGCUGCAACACCCACCACAAGCCGGCAGUCUGGAGCCCUCCCCAGGAACUGCAGUUGCUUUCUUUCCUUGCAGUCAUGUCAUCAGAUCACCAUCACCUCUUUGUUUUAUUCUUCACAUUAAUUUAUAGCUUGUGAGGAGUUUUUCUAGUCCCAGUUUGCUCAGACUGUUGAGACUGACUUUUUUUUUUUUUUUGAACUUUCAGUAUAUUUUUGUAAAACAGAGAAAAGUUGCAUCCAUUUCACCCAGACAACAUAUAUGUCUACACACUGACUGGUUAUCAGUAACUUAGAAUUUAAAGAAAUUAUCAACUUGCAUUAACUUCAACUUUCAUUAACUCUUACUGACAUUUUCAUAAUAGGCUGUAUGAAAAAAUGAAGAGGUUCAGAAAAAAUGCUGAUGGAAGCAGUGGAAAGUGCAUAAAAGGGGUUUCCUAAGUUUACUGUACAUUUUUAUUCUUCACCUAUAAAUUGGAAACUCUUGAAAGUCAUAGCCAUUACAAAAGUAAAGCUGUCACAUAUUCAUAUGCCUCUCAUGGCAUGUUGAAAGUAACUACAAAAUUCCAAGUAAAAUUCAACACUGCUACACUUUUAUUUCAUUAAGAGAUGGGUUUUUUUUAGAAGAUAUAUUUCUAUUUAUUAAUAUUGCAUGUUAAGUAAUCACCACAUUAUCAGUUAACAGACUAGUAGUAAGAGCAUUUUUAGCUAAGUUCCCAUGUAUCUUUCAUUGAGACCAUCUGAUUAAUCUGGCCAAGACAAAAUUCUAUGUUUAGACAGCUGUUGCCAUAUAGAUGCACUGUUGUAUCAUGGAAAACAAGGCAAGUCAGAGUAACUUUGCCUUAAAUCACUUUGCCCUCGAUAUUCUAUAUUACCAGUACAGUUGAACUGCUGUCAGUUAUAAGAGGAAUGAACAUGGAAUGAAGAGCUGUUACCACACACUCUUCAUACUUACUUUGUUGCAAGUCUAAGCAGCAUGAAUGAAAAGACUUUGCAAGAGACCUCCAAAGGAAGCAUCAGCUGCAACAGCUCAUUUACUUUACGAAAAUCAUCCUUUAGGUACCGAAAUGCUAUAGAAGUACAGCCAUACGAGCGGUAUAGUAAAGAUGUUCAAGAGCUCCACUAUUCCAAAUCAAAAAGGGAUCAGCUGAUCUGCUGUUUUUCCUUUUCCCCCCAAUAUAUCGAUAUAUGGCCAAUAAAACAUUUCUGACUACAUCUGUUCAAUUAAAAAAAAAAAUCAGUUAUCUGAUAAAGACACCUCAGAUCAAGAAACAUGUACUUGCUUAAACACACUGGCUGGAGUGAAAAAGCUUCUUCCUCUCAACAGUCUUAAAUUAGUUUUAAAGAGCAGCAUCUUACCAUUACUGUUGCUACUGCUUUUCUCCUGCCUGUAUUCCGAUCAAUGGCGCUGAAGUCAAAGCAGUAGCCAUCUAAGACUGCCACCAGGAAUUCGACAACAAAUGUUCAAGCCUCACCACAUCACAGCUUUAUCGGCCUCUAUAGAACAACAUGCAUUAGAAAACAGCACAUCACCACAGAUCGCUCCCACCCUGUCAGAGAAGCAUAGCUCACCCAAUGCCCUGACGGCCUCGGCAGUUCUCGGGCAGGAGGGCAGCAGCAGGGCGUUACCCAGGAGAACGCCAGAUGGCAAACACGUAGAGUACUGCUGCUCAGCUGGAACCGACACAGCGCACAGCCCUGACCCUGAGCAGCUCUCCCUGUGCUAUGGAGGCGAUCCCAUCCAAACGUCGUGAGGCGCCCUGACGCAGAUACAAUCAUCUUUGAGUAACAAGUAUUUAACCUCAAAUGAAGCCUCCUGCAUGCAGCGGAGCAGAUAUAUGGUGCAAAAGAAUCACAGUUGUCCAAUCAAGAUGAACAGAAUGGCUUCCUUGACCAAGAAAAUAGAACAUUCGUUUUUUAGGAUGAUGUCUACAACAUGAAGCAUUCAACAGAGGCUGCCUUUGAGAACGUUCAUCUAUGACCUGAAAUGUCCUGAUCCUGGGGAAAAAGAUGAGAUUACAUUAAUUAAGUCUAUAAUUUCUUAAUGCAUCCUUAUGACUAAUCAUUUUUGCGUCUGCACAACACGGAUACAGAAUUCAUAAACCAGAGCUUAUUUUAACACGUAGAUUUGUGUUUGUGCAUUCAGUAUACAAGAUACAUCAUUUUAAUCACAUUUUACAUACUCUUUUAAAUUAUCUGUAUUUAUUAAUAAAUGAAGACUUGGCACGAGGAAUUUGUCAGCCAUGGAAAACAGUAAAUCAGGUUCCCCCAUCACGGAUGGUAAUUUCAUCUUGGGAAAAAUCAAUAACUUGAAAGUAGAGCAAGAGGAAGAUGGCAUUAACUGUACUCUAGAAAGAAUGGAUAUAAAGACAGAACAAGAUGAAUUCAAACAUGCAGACAGCAGUGAUGAACAAGAAGACAAAGAAAAGAACUUCAUUAGCAACAACCCUAGCAAAUAUUUAUCUACAGAAAAUGAUGAUUAUGGAUCUCUUUUUUCUCAGUAUAGUAGUACGCUGUAUGAUGUAGCAAUGGAGGCUGUGACACAAAGCCUCCUUUCCAGCAGAAACAUAAGCUCCAGAAAAAAGUCACCUGCUUGGAACCAUUUUUUUAUAUCUCCCAGAGAUAGCACUAAAGCAAUAUGUAUGUACUGUAUGAAAGAAUUUAGCAGGGGUAAAAAUGAAAAGGACCUAAGUACAAGUUGUCUCAUGAGACAUGUGAGGAGAGCCCAUCCUACUGUACUAAUUCAAGAAAAUGGGACUAUGCCAAAUAUAUCUUCCUUUUCUUCACCUACGUUGCUACUGCCUCCUCAGUCUGCAGAUAUGGGAGAUCUGAGUUCUAUGUUGUCCCCUAUAAAACUGGUAAAGAAAAUGGCUUCUAAAAUACCAUCUCCAGAUCGAAUAAUUGAGGAAUCUGUUUCUAUUGUUUCUUCUGAAGAAAUAGCAGAUCUCUCAGUUUCUGAGAAGUGCAACAAAGAAGAAGUCAUGGUUGGGUCAUCUCCACAGCUGCCCAACAACCAGUAUGAUGAAACUGUGGAGAAUGUAGCAGAAAAAACUGUUGUAAUUCCAAAGAACACAUCAGGUUCUAGAAGGAGAUCUGCUGUCUGGAAACACUUUUAUUUAUCACCACUUGAUAAUUCUAAAGCUGUUUGCAUCCACUGUAUGAAUGAAUUCAGUAGAGGAAAAAAUGGAAAAGACCUUGGAACGAGUUGUUUGAUAAGACAUAUGUGGAGAGCACAUCGUUCCAUUGUCCUGCAAGAGAACGGGGGUGGUACCAGUAUACCACCUCUCUACACCACACCUCCAACUCUGUUGCCUUCUUUAUUACCAUCAGAUAGUGAUCUGAAUUCUAUAUCAUCCUCUCCUGGAAAGCUAAUGAAAGAAUCAGCUUCUGUCUCCUCUUCCCCAGACAGAAUCUCAGAGGAGAUACAUACCAAUCUCUCUUCCGGAGAUGUUCUAGUGGAAGACUCAAUGCUAUCAUCUUCUGAUGACAUCGGUGAAGUCUCCUUUGUGUCCUCCCCUGAGAAACAGUGUGAGGGAUUAGGCCCACUCAUAUUUGAACCUACUGCUGUAUUUCAGCAAAAUAAAAGGAUUAUGAAAAGGCUUAAAUCAGAAGUUUGGCAUCACUUUUCAUUGUCACCUGCUGACAGUCUAAAAGCAGUAUGUAGAUACUGCAGUUGUAUGAUAAGUCGUGGUAAAAAAGGAGAUGUGGGCACGAGCUGCUUGAUGAGACAUCUAUAUAGACGCCAUCCUGAUAUAAUUGGAAACCAAAAAAGCUGUCUUGAUGUUAGUUUGGCAAAUUCUCCUUAUGCCACUUUGGCUUCUGCAGAAUGUUCAUCCUCAAAGUUGACUGAAUUACCUACAAUGGUUACACACGAUAAUCAAAUUAUUUUUCCUGUCAAUAGCAAGAAGACCUCAAAACUGUGGAAUCACUUUUCAAUUUGCUCUGCAGAUUCAACAAAAGUAAUAUGUAUGCACUGUGGACGUACAAUAAGUAGGGGGAAAAAGCCAACGAAUCUAGGCACAAGUUGCCUUCUAAGACAUUUGCAGCGGUUUCAUAACAAUGUAUUGAAAACUGAUGUCUCAGAGACUGUGUUAUCCACAUCUACGGAUAAUCACAUGCCACUGAGCACAGAAUUAUUAGCAUCUUCAACUUUUGAUGAAACCAAUGACAAGUUUUGUGACUCUCACCCAGUUGCCAAAAAAAUCACAAGUCUUGUAGCUGAAAUGAUUGCACUUGACCUUCAGCCAUAUUCUUUUGUAGACAACAUUGGCUUUAACAGGCUGCUUGAAUACUUGCAACCUCAGUAUUCUUUACCUUCUCCAUCUUACUUUUCUAGGACAGCAAUUCCAGAUAUGUAUGAUAAUGUAAGACAAAUAAUUAUUUCACAUCUUAAAGAAGCUGAAAGUGGAGUGAUUCAUUUUACAUCUGGAAUAUGGAUGAGCAACCAAACACGGGAAUAUCUAACCCUUACAGCUCACUGGGUAACAUUUGAAUCUUCAUUACGACCACAGUGUGAGGAUUAUCAUUGUUCAGCACUAUUAAAUGUAUCACAGGUUGAUUGCGACUACAACGGAAUCAGCAUUCAAAAGCAGUUAGAGUACUGGUGGGAAAUGUGGAUUACUUCCAUUGGCCUUCAGAUUGGGAUUACUGUUACUGAUAAUCAUAGUAUAGAAAAAACUUUAAAUGAGGGUGAUCAUUCAAGUGUACAGUGCUUUAGUCACACUGUUAAUGUCAUCGUAAACGAGGCCAUUAAAAGCCAGAGAAUGGUUCAGAAUUUGCUAAGUAUUGCAAGAAAGAUCUGUGAACGUGUUCAUCGGUCAGCAAAAGCAAAAGAGAAGUUAGCUGAGUUGCAAAAAGAGUAUGAGUUGCCUCAGCAUCAGCUUAUACAAGAUGUUCCAUCCAAGUGGAACACAUCAUUUCAUAUGCUUGAACGUCUUAUUGAACAGAAAAGAGCAAUUGAUGAAAUGUCAAUAGAGUGCAGCUUUCGGGAGCUAAUAAGUUGUGAUCAGUGGGAAGUUAUGCAGUCAGUGUGUCAUGCUCUCAAGCCUUUCGAAGCUGCAAGUAGGGAAAUGAGUACACACAUGUCUACUUUAAGUCAAGUGAUCCCAAUGAUCCAUAUACUUAACAGGAAAAUAGAAAUGCUAUUUGAGGAAACAAUGGGCAUAGAUACUAUGCUGAAAUCUUUGAAAGAAGCUAUGGUGAGCAGAUUGUCCUCCACACUUCAUGAUCCAAGGUACAUUUUUGCGACACUUCUGGAUCCUCGCUAUAAAACAUCUUUAUUUACUGAAGAGGAGGCUGAACAGUAUAAACAAGACUUAAUCAGGGAGCUGGAAAUAAUGAGUUCUACCUCAGAAGAUGAUAAACCUGUUUCCAAUGGAUGUGAUAUAGGUUCACCAUCUACAAAUUCAUAUGGAGAAGAUAAUCUUUGGUCGCUCAUGGGUGACAUGAAGAAAACGAAAGACCUGAAGGAGAGAGCAAAGUUACCAGAGGAAAUGGUGCUUUCUUACUUGGAGGAAGAAGUACUCGAGCAUAACUGUGAUCCUCUAACUUACUGGAACUUCAAGAAGUCAUCUUGGCCAGUACUGUCAAAAUUGGCUGUCAGGUUCUUGGGUUGUCCACCAAGUAUUGUUCCUUCAGAGAGAUUGUUCAGUACAUCCAAUGAAAGCAACAACUUUAGUCAGUCAAGAUUAAUGAUUGAACAUUUCGAAAAACUUAUCUUUUUGAAAGUGAAUCUUCCUUUAAUAUACUUCCAGUAUUGAAACUAAUGAACAAACUGCUAGAGUAAAAAUUUUGUUGCUCACUGGAUAAUAACUAUCUGUAACUUGGAUUGUUAAGUUGCUCCAAUAGGGGCCAUGUAUGACAUCUAAUCAGUGACUAUAAUUCCAAAUUUUAGUUUCAUUUUUUCAGCUUUCGAUAUGUCUACAUGUGCCUUAUUCAUAGUACUUCAGGCCAGAUAUUGUAUAUAUGUUUUUUUAAAAAGUUCACACUAGAGAUAGACUGUCUUGUCAAAUUAUACAGAAUUAUGUAGGUUUUAAUCCGUAACUGUAAAUGAACUUUAAAAAAAAAAAAAAAAAAAAACUCAUUCGUUUUAAUAGGAUGGCUAAAAAAAAAAAAAAAAAAAGAUGUAAACAGUUCUAUUCUGUAGUUUUUUAUUCAAUUAUUAUGUAAAAACCAUAAACCAGGUACUGUAUUUUAGUUGAACGUUGCUUUAAUUGCAAAAAAAAACAAAAACAAAAACCAACAAACAACAAACAGCUCUUGUAGUUGUUGAAAGAAAGCUCUAUGUGAAAGGUGGGAUUCAAGCCAUCUUUUGUCACAUGUUUUUAACUACAAGCCCUAAAGUACUUAAAAGAAUUAAUAAGAGUCAUUGAGGAAGAUGUGUUUGCAGGAGACUAUUGAUGUAGUAUCUGAAAAAAAAUCUUAAAUUUGAGAUAAUAUGGAAUAUCAGCUACACAGCUAUGUGUAGUAAAACUUCCCAUCCUGAGUUCUCCUGUUCAGGUUAUACAUUUAAUGGAACGAUGGAAAUAUUCUGGGUAUUUAUAAAAGCUCCUUGGAAGUUUUAUCAAAGUUUAUGAAUUAAUGCUUGUUAUUUAAUGCCGUGUACAAAAAAAAAAAGUACAAAAAAAAAAAAAAGGCAAAAAUUUACAAUGAAGACUAUCGAGUCAUUCUAAAGCCUUUUCUUAUCUUUAGUGCAUCAAAACUGUAAGGUUCCCUAUUGUAUAAACUGAGCCCUUAUUCCUAACAUAAUUUCAAUUCUGUAGAACAGCCUGUCUUAAAGCUCCUAGUACAAAAAUAACUGAUCUUCUGAUUUUCAGUAAUAGCCUUAUGGGUAUGGUGCACUGCUUAGAAUUUUAUGUAGUAGGGUUGAUUCUUAACUGUCAGAGUCCAUCAGGCAAAUGGGAUACAGAGCCCUCAAGACUUCAAGUAAGAAGAAAAAAAACAGCCAGCAUUUUAAUUUGAAAGGAAUGUUCUCCUAUGUUUUUUUUUUACUCUAGAAAGAUAAAUAUUCUCAUUUCAGUUUUCAUUAAAUACUUUUUGGGAAAAAAGUCAUUGUUUGCCUAUGACCUUUUAGAAAAGUUGUAGCUUUGUUAAAAUACUGUACCUAUGCCUAAUCUAAUUUUGCAUUUACUAUGUUUUAGUGUAUUUAUAAAUGGUGAACUUCUGAAAUUAAACAUUUUAUUUGCAAUUUU